AUGAAGUUGAUGAGGAAAUUGGCUGAAUUCGAACAAAUAACACGAAAGUUGCAACGAUUAUUAGGGUUGGCCGAUGUCUCGAGCACCGCCUUUGCAAAAAUGUUCGACAUGAUACCGCAACCCGUAUUCGAAACUCAGCUGAGGACGAAUUCCGAAAUUGUUGUAGCAAUAGCAAGAAGAAAGGAAGAAAGUCUCCAACUUGACGGCAAAUUAACAGAAUCGUUAACGAUGCAAGAGAAAUUGGCAAAAGAGAAUGCCCAGUUAGAAGGUGGCAAAUAUAAAUUAGAAGAAGCGUUGCUAGAAAAGGAUUCUGCCGUUGAGAGUUUACAGAGGAAGGUAUGCGGGCUACAGGCUGAAUACUUGCGGGCGGUUGCAUCAGUAACAGGUGCUUGUAUUACGAGUGGUGCAUCUUCGCAAAUCGAUGAAAUGUGUUGCCGAAGUCCUGCUGUCGCUAAAUCACCAUGCGUCCCACCACCUCCGAAAAGCGUCUGCCCUGCAGAAAUAGAGAAUAAGAUUGCAGCUUACGAGAGCAGUAACAAACAGCUAUGCCGAGAAACUGAAGCAGCAAACACGCGAAACUAUCGAAGAGAAGGAAAAUUGGAUAUAAAACUGAUCGAUGCUCAGGAACGUUUAAAGGCACUAGAAGCCGAAAAAGAUAAAUACGAAGGUUUUAAGGAACAAAUGAUUGAACAAGAAAAGCUCUUAUCGUUUUCAAACAACGCUUUCCGAGAAGCGCAAGACGAACUUGAAGAAUUGAGAUCUAUGAUUCAAGAUCAAGCCGCUCAGUUGGAGAUUAUCGUGCAAUAAUACCUACAGGUUUUUUUCUAUAAUAACAUACGCACAACACAAGUUGAAGAGCAACGCCGGCAACUUGAUCUCAUGGAAAUGGAUAAUGCACGAAUGAAUGAAAACGUCACCCUGGAAAUAGGAAGAGUUAAAAAUCAGUUUCAAGAAAAGCUUGCAGAAUUGGCGCCAUUGCCAGAUAUUCUAAAACAAACUCAAGUGAAACUGCAAGAAGCACAAAUGCGUGCAGUCGCCGAACGAAAUUGCGAGGAUCUAUCGCGAGAAUUGUUAGCUACCAAAGAUAAGAUGCAGGCUUUGCAAAAUCAAUUGGAUGUGAUGCAUAACGAGUUUCAACAGCUUCAAGAUGAAAGAGGCCAUGGUUCGGGUCGAUUUGAUGAAUUGGAACGAAAAAAUGCUGAAUUGCGACACGAAAAUGAACGUAUGAAAAACACGCUUGCUAGGUUCGAGGAACACGAGGCGCAGCUACAAAAGCGCAUCGAUGAAAAGAUGCACGAAGUUACUCAAUUAACAGCAAUGCUUGAUCAAGUCCGAGAAGAUUCCGCAAGACAAGUGGCAAGAACUAAGGAGAGGUGUGAGACUGCUAGAAGAACGAUGCAAAGUCAGAUAGCGGAAAUGGAAAGACAAUUGGCUCAAUGUCGAGCCACUGCAAGAGCUGCACAAAAAGACAGAGAUGAAAUUCGACAAAAAAUGCAAGGUCAAAUAAACAAUCUGAAUGAGGCAUUCGAACAAGCUCAGGGUCGCAUAAGAUCACUGCAGGGACACGUGAAUUAUCUGAAGACAUCCUAUAGCAACAUCUUUAAAGGACAAGGAGAGAUGCCACCUGGAGUUUUACCAGGAGAGGCUGGUACAGGAUUCGAUUCCUGCGACUGCAACUAUUAA
Messenger RNA from Osmia bicornis bicornis, 1683 nucleotides. RefSeq names its product myosin heavy chain. The record is from RefSeq and is a predicted model, not a curated record. Gene Ontology annotation, cellular component: centrosome. Gene Ontology annotation, biological process: regulation of cilium assembly. NCBI's taxonomy places the organism in Eukaryota, Metazoa, Arthropoda, Insecta, Hymenoptera, Megachilidae.